ACCUGGAGCCAACACCUGACCCGACAGGAGGAACGAUGAAUCCACUUCUCUGCUGCCUGGGCAUUGUUGCUCUCCUCAGGUCCAGCCUGGCCUGCCCCAGGACCUGUGCUUGCUCCAUAAAGAAGAAUGGACGUCUGCUGGCAGAAUGUGCCUACAAGGAUCUGCAGGAGGUGCCAGAGGGUCUGUUGCCCAGCGUGACGAUCCUCACCCUAUCGGCCAACAGGAUCAGCUCGCUCUGGGAGAACUCCUUCUCUGAGGUUCCUGAAGUGCAGUCGCUGUGGCUGGGCUACAACCAGAUAAGCUCCAUCGAGGCGGGCACUUUUGCACAGUUGGUGCAUUUGAAGAACCUGGACCUGAGCCACAACAAGAUCGUGGAUUUCCCUUGGAAAGAUCUCCGCAACCUCAGCGACCUGCAGAUCUUGAAGAUGAACAACAACCGCCUGGCUGGGCUGCCCCGGGACGCAUUCUACUCCCUGAAGGACCUGCGGUCCCUGUGGCUCAAUGACAACGACCUGACCACCCUGGCUGAGGGCACUUUUGACAACCUGCCCUCCUUGUCCCAGCUGCAGAUCUUCAAUAACCCCUUCAACUGUUCCUGCAAGGUCUUCUGGCUGAAGAAGUGGACUGAGAACACCUCUGUCUCCAUCACCAAGGGAGGGUCUAUCCUGUGCGUGGCUCCCAGCAGGCUCAAAGGGAGGGCUGUGACAGACAUCCCUGACCACUACUGCAUCGCCCCUUCUGUGCAGCUCACCUACCUCUCCAAUCUGGACAACACCGUCAUGUACGAUGGCCUUACCCUCACUCUGCACUGCAGCGUGGCAGGCAAUCCUCCACCAGAGAUCAGGUGGAAGAUCCAGACCUCCAGCCGGAGCAUUGAGAUCAACGGGCCCAACGUGGCAAGAGAUGGAAACAUCCUGCCUCCUGGGCGUGCCAAGCAGAGCCAAGAGCACUUCUUGGUCUUCAAGAAUGGCACCAUGGCCAUCCCCAACUUCAGCAAGGAAGAUGAAGGCAUCUAUACCUGCCUAGCUGUCAAUGAUGUGGGCAUGCGGGAUGUCUCAGUCAAUGUGGCCUUGGCUGGGUCAGAGAAUCCAGCUGAUGACCUGCUCCGAAACGCCCCCCAGGCCAGCCAUCUGGGAGGCCGGAGCUGCUACAAGGGGGAUGAAUUGGAUCCCUCUGGUGCUGGAGAAAAGCUGGUGAUUGUUUACCACGUGCCAAGGGAGUCCAAGAGCAAGGCUGGAGGAGUGGUGCCUCAAGUCUGGCUAGGGACCCUCCUGCUGACUUUGGGCAUCGCUCUCUAUUGUUAAAGGAAGGAGGAGGAAAAAGCACCUUGGGUCUUCCCUCUUUCUGUAUCAUUUAUCUUCACGUAGUGCCAUGCGUUUGCUGAGCUUCUGGGAACUGCAGGAGGUCAGGAGCCAAAGGGGAUCUGAGACUCAAGCCCAGGGCUGGUAUUUCAACCCUUCGUUAGAUAGGAAUCAGGGCUGGGCUCCGUUAGUCAAGAGCGUCAAACAAGCUAGAGUGAAAUCAGAUCUGGGGGCAGAUCUUCACCAUGCCUGCCUCCUUCCAGGUGUUCAAAUCUGCCACCUACUGACUUAACUCCCCUCUAAGUCCGAAGCACGGCUGCAGGAAAAAAGGCCACCCUAAAUGGGGGAAAUGGUACCCAACUUGGGAGCCCAUCUCUACCACCACAAGCCCUCCUCCAUCUGCAGUAGUGCACAGUAGUGAGGGAGGAGAGGAGAUAUCUCACAAAGAGGAUCUCAUCAGUCCAUCGGCACAUAAGGGAAGCAAAGAUCAGAACCCAACAGUGAGCCAGAUGGCCGGACACCUGGUCCCUUUGCUAGCCAGGCACUUAAUGUCCUACUACCAACUUCAUGCUAAACACUAAGAGUGUAAAAGCCAGUCUGAGAUCGGAGAAAUAGCCUUGGUACAGGGUCCUGGGGUCACUAGGCACGUGGCUCUAGGUGGACAGAGAUAACAGCAGUGCUAUGGAAGCAGUACAGGUACUCUGAGGAGGAGCAAAGGCAUGUUGUACCCGGCCACGGGCUCAAAUCAGGCUCUUUUUUCAGAACAGUGGAAGCUUUUCCACUGUUUUCAUCCCAGUAGGAGCACAAACAGCUCCUGCUGGCUGGAUCCUGGGAGCAUCUAAGGUGUCUGCUCCCUCCUCCAGCAUGGAGGCUCUCUGCGCUUUGCAGGAUCAGGCCCUGCCACCCUCUCCCAGACACGGCAUGGCUGAUUCUCACCUCCCUUUUGCCAUUGAAGCCUGCGGUCCAAAAUGCUUGGCUGGGCUGGACCCACUGAGCUCUGGCUCCAAGCCUGCCUCAGAGACUUCAGCAACAGGAGAGGAACUGAGCCCAGAGACCAAAACUGCUUCUCAGUGCUCCUCUCUGAUGGGAAACCGAGCAGGGGCUCAAUGCUGGAGGAGGAGGAACUGCUGUGGGAGGCAGGAAGAAAGAUUGGUAGCUAGAAAGCCAGGAGCACAGAGAGGAUGAGCUGCCCUGUAGCACCAUAAACCCAAUUCUCCUUAGCGCUUUAGCAUUCCCACAUGGGACGUAUAUGCUGUGCCCAUGUGUCCCAGGUGGCAUGGGGGAGCCUGUUGUCUCAUGGGGGAACCUCUGAGCUUCUCCACCCCCCCAACCAUGAGAUGCACAGUCCGACUCUUGCAAAGGGAAGGGCUGCAGGUUCUCCCAUCUCCUGCAGGACGGCUCGUUCCCUGCUGCCUAAUGUACUCGUUCCUCGUGCCUUCUGCUAGUGCUUGUCCUGUAGGAGCUAUACAGAGAUUCCUGCAGCCAGCAUUGCCUUGUAUCCAAAGCUGUAUGGACAUAUCAAAGUACCAAGCACAAUAAAUAGCUUUAA
Messenger RNA from Struthio camelus australis, 2850 nucleotides. It is a transcript of the gene ISLR, whose product is annotated as immunoglobulin superfamily containing leucine rich repeat. Gene Ontology annotation, molecular function: protein binding. The record is from RefSeq and is a predicted model, not a curated record. Lineage: Eukaryota; Metazoa; Chordata; Aves; Struthioniformes; Struthionidae.